UUUCGGUGCAGAUUUUAAAUAAACCAAACCAACGUUAGACAGCCAGCGGGGCCGUUUAUCUUUACUAGUUAUUUUAUUUGUGAGCCACUGAGUUUUUUGGGGUUAGAAAAGUUGUCCCCACCUUUUUGUUUCGGUUUUCUGUGGCAGAGAAAUGAGAGUGAGUGAAGUCCACGCAGCGGAGUCCGUGGCCUACCUGAACAGGGCUCUGGUGAAGCUGCAGGAAAUCUGGGACGAAAUCGGGAUUCCUGAAGAGCAGCGGCUCCGCAGAACCAACGAGGCUCAUAAACAUGUAAAAGGUUUGCUGGAUCUGAUGAUUGCUGAGGAGCAGGAACUAAAGCAGCGAUUAUUAAAAAACAUUGAGUCAUGUAAGAAUGCGCUUAGUGUUUUAUACAGCGAGCUGCAGCUGCCACCCUUUGAGGAGGAGGAAGGCUGUACCAUCCUGCAGAUGGAGAAGGACUGCCGCACUCGUGUAGAAGUGUUGAAAGAACAAAAGAAACAGCGACUGGAUGAGCUUAAAGUCCUGGUUGCCAAAGACCGGGAGCUGUGUGACAUCAUGUGUACCACCCCCUUCACUAUUGACCAGAACUUGGUCCCAUCAGUGCAGCAGCUUCAGGCCUACAGUAGCUUCCUUGAUGAGCGCACCAAAGAGAAGGAGCGUCGUCACGAUGAAUUCACCAACACCAAAAAGGAGAUCGUUGCUUGCAUGAACGACCUGGAGCAGAAUCCUGAGACCAGUUUUGAGAUGGAUGUGAUGUGCGAAGAUGAGGAGGCGUUUUGUCUGUCGAAGGACAACAUCACAGCCCUGAAGCUUCUUCUCAGUCAGUUGCAAGAACGCAAGGCACAGAAGGAGCUCCUCUGUUCAGGUUUCCGCUCUAAGAUCCAGGAGUUGUGGGAAAGGCUUCAAGUUCCUCAGGAAGAACGGGAAGCUUUCUCUGAGCACAUGGUCAACUCCAAAAAGAAAAACAUGGAGGCACUCCAAGCAGAACUGGAGCGCCUGGAGCUGCUGAAAAUAAAGAGCAUGAAGAGUGUGAUCGAGGCCAUCAGGGGAGAGAUUGCUGUUUUGUGGAAGAAAUGCUUCUACAGCGACGAACAGCAGCACGCCUUCACUGCAUAUCAUGAUGAUGUUUUUACUGAGGAGCUUCUGAACGUGCAUGAGGCUGAGGUCCGGUACCUGCAGAAGUACUAUGAGGACCACAAGGAGCUCUUUAUGGGGGUUACAAAGUGGCAGGAAAACUGGGACCUGUACUUGGAACUAGAGAGAAAAACUAACGAUCCUUCAAGGUUUAAUAACAGAGGUGGAAACCUUCUAAAGGAACAAAAGCAGAGAACUCAGCUCCAGAAGAGCUUACCUAAGUUAGAGGAGAUUUUGAAAACCCAGAUCGAUGUCUGGGAGCAGGAGCACGGCAGAGACUUCCUGGUCAACGGACAGAAAUUUCUCACAUUUGUGCAGCAGCAGUGGCAGGAGCACAACGAAGAGAAAGACAGGGAGAAACUGGAAAGGCAACUGAAGAAAACUAAGCAAACCGAAGAGGAAAUGCUGUAUGGAACAAUGACGAGAACGCCAUCGAAGCGGUGGAUUGGAGGCACUCCCACACCUGGAAAGAUCAGAAAGAUCAACGGGCCCUCGACUGUCUCCACUCCAAACAGCUUUCUUAAUGCAGGCCAGACGUUUACACUGAAACCACCUCCAUCUGCCAGCAAGAGUCUUGGCCUGCGAACACCAGGACAUGGAAAGACGCCGCGUGCGCUAGAGAGGAACAAGGAAAACAUCUCCAAUAUCAGAAACACUCCAUGUGGAACACCAAGGUCUCAGGAUACACAAGAUGUCACCUUGAACUCUAUUGCCGGCUCCUAUUCGGAAUUUGCGAGGGAUCUCUCCAAAGCUGCGAAAUCGAACCUGAAGACGGGAUUUCUGAACUCCACUGUGAGCCAGCAGUGAGGGAGUCGGUCCGUCGGAUGGAGGCUGUUCGGUGUUCAGGAUGAGAGGGAACUUUUAAAAUGUUAUUUUACUCUUGUUAGGAUUUUAUUCCAGCCUUGCCACCAUGCCCCCCCCUCUGUAUAUGUUUCUGUGGCUGUUUAUUUAAAGCUCCGUCCUUUUUUACAUUAAAUGUUUCUUUUUUUUAAAUCAAUAUGCAAAUAAAAAAAAAAAUCA
Molecule: messenger RNA, 2152 nt
Organism: Cyprinodon tularosa
Lineage: Eukaryota; Metazoa; Chordata; Actinopteri; Cyprinodontiformes; Cyprinodontidae
Product: protein regulator of cytokinesis 1-like
Exons: 14
Coding region: 152-1939 (595 amino acids)
Biological process (GO): mitotic spindle midzone assembly; microtubule cytoskeleton organization
Cellular component (GO): spindle; mitotic spindle midzone; cytoplasm
Molecular function (GO): microtubule binding
Source: RefSeq, a predicted model, not a curated record